AUGUCAAGGACAAAGCAAACAGCUUCAAAAGCACUUGGGGGAAAGGCACCGAGAAAAGGUGUAUCCAUGAAGUCGAUCCAAUCCUCUGGAUCCUCGUCUGUCAUGGCCAAGAGAACAAGGUUUAAGGCUGGAGCUCUUGCUCUGAAGGAGAUAAGGAAAUACCAGAAGAGCACCGACCUGUUAAUAAGAAAGAGGCCAUUCCAAAGGAUGGUUCGGGAGCUGUGCAAGGGGGGCGAGGGCAUAAGGUUCCAGGCCUCUGCAAUUGUUGCUUUCCAGGAGGCUGUCGAGAAUUUCUUGACAAACCUUAUGGAAGAUGCCUAUAGAUGUGUUCUUCAUGCAAAGAGAGUGACUCUAAUGCCAAAGGAUAUUUGUCUUGUGUAUAAGAUAAAGUACGCAAACAUUCUGUAUGCAGCUCUUGAUUGA
Messenger RNA from Encephalitozoon hellem ATCC 50504, 423 nucleotides. RefSeq names its product histone H3. Lineage: Eukaryota; Fungi; Microsporidia; Unikaryonidae. Gene Ontology annotation, cellular component: nucleosome. The record is from RefSeq and is a predicted model, not a curated record. Bases 1 to 423 code for a protein of 140 amino acids. Gene Ontology annotation, molecular function: DNA binding; protein heterodimerization activity; structural constituent of chromatin. The transcript has a single exon.